This is a messenger RNA of Ruditapes philippinarum (Manila clam), 1231 nucleotides long. RefSeq names its product outer dense fiber protein 2-like. Gene Ontology annotation, biological process: regulation of cilium assembly. Gene Ontology annotation, cellular component: centrosome. NCBI's taxonomy places the organism in Eukaryota, Metazoa, Mollusca, Bivalvia, Venerida, Veneridae. The record is from RefSeq and is a predicted model, not a curated record.
AGUUCAAAAACAGAAAGCCGCUCAGUCUGAAGACCGUGCGGACCAGUUGGCCGCAGAGCUGUUGGAACGUGACGCCAAAUUAGAGGACACUCGUGUACAACUUGAGGAAUUCUCCUUACGUCUUGAAAAGUCUGUGAAAGAAAGAUCCCAAGCUGCAGCAGAAAACACAGCACUGAAGAUGCGGUUAGAAGAGCUGGAAUCACUGUUAGAACGUGUUGAUCACAACUCGAAGGCUCAUAUCGAAGAGCUCACUGCCAAAGUUCACACAAAAAGCUCCGAGGCUUCAAGCCUUAGUCUUGAGAAUGAACGCCUUAAGUCUUCUAUCACUACGAUCGAGACAAAAUUUGCCCAGGCAGACGAGGAAUUGAUGCAACUGCGGGCAAAUCUCAAACAUUACGAGAAUCUCGUUGACGAGUACAAAACACAGAUGAACCAGUCCAGGCGGGAAGCAGACGAGACGACCUUUGAACUCCGCGAGACAAAAAAGGACUCUGAGCGUCUCAGAGAAGAUAGUGAGGCUGAACUAGAAAAGCUGCAGUCACAAAUAUUGUCCUGUACUUCUUUCUGUGUUGUCCUAUGUGCGGUUAAAACACAGCUCCAAGACAGACUGCAAGAGUUACAGCCCCUGCCAGAAAUGUUAAAGAACACAGAGUUACGGUUACAUGAGUCUGAAGAUAGUCUGAGAAACUCGGAACGUAGAAAUGUUGAAAAUUCUAAAAUCAUUUCAGAAUUACAAGGAAAGGUUGAAACAUUGACAGAGACCAUGGAAAGGAUGAAGGAGAAAUUACAAGGUACCCAAACUGAUAAUCACUCCAUGAAUGACAGAGUUGUCACCCUUGAAAGACGACUUCAGGACGCAGAGGAGCAGAAUAGGGAGCUGUUGACAACUGUAGCCAGGAGGGAGGAGGCCUUACAUCAGAACAAUUUAAGGCUGGAAGACCGGGAGAGAGAAAAUGCCAGUUUAACUCGCCAGUUAGAGGGAGCCCUCACCGACCUUCGACGUCAGCAAGAGCAGACACGAGACAAGCAGCAGUCCAAGGAACGCACGUUACAAACACGUAUCGUCGACCUUGAAUCACAGCUCAGUCAAACACGUGCAGAAGUUGCUCGCAUCAAGCGUGAAAAAGAAGAGUUGGUGGAGUUGAAGAAUGGAGAAACAUACAACGGACAUUUAGUAAGCUGUGAUAACUGGAUGAAUAUCAAUCUUAGAGAAGUUAUUUGUACUUCAAGG